Molecule: messenger RNA, 999 nt
Organism: Stegostoma tigrinum
Lineage: Eukaryota; Metazoa; Chordata; Chondrichthyes; Orectolobiformes; Stegostomatidae
Product: actin-3-like
Exons: 1
Coding region: 85-858 (257 amino acids)
Source: RefSeq, a predicted model, not a curated record
UACAAUGAACUGCGAGUGGCCCCAGAGGAGCAUCCUGUUCUCCUCACAGAGGCACCCCUCAACCCCAAAGCCAACAGGGAGAAGAUGACCCAGAUCAUGUUUGAGACCUUCAACACCCCAGCCAUGUACGUUGCCAUUCAGGCCGUGCUGUCCCUGUACGCUUCUGGCCGUACGACUGGCAUUGUGCUAGAUUCUGGUGACGGUGUGUCCCACACCGUGCCGAUCUAUGAAGGGUAUGCCUUGCCUCAUGCCAUCCUGAGGCUGGACUUGGCUGGUCGGGAUCUCACUGAUUACAUGAUGAAGAUCCUGACUGAACGCGGCUAUUCCUUCACGACCACAGCUGAGAGGGAGAUUGUGCGUGACAUCAAGGAGAAACUUGCUUAUGUGGCCCUGGACUUUGACUCUGAGAUACAGACGGCCAGCUCCUCUUCAGCCUUGGAGAAAAGUUACGAGCUCCCUGAUGGCCAAGUCAUCACCAUUGGCAAUGAGCGCUUCAGGUGCCCAGAAACCAUGUUCCAGCCCUCCUUCAUUGGUAUGGAAUCCAAUGGUAUCCACGAGACCACAUAUAACAGCAUCAUGAAAUGUGAUGUGGAUAUCAGGAAGGAUCUGUAUGCUAAUACUGUCCUGUCUGGUGGAACCACUAUGUUCCCCGGUAUUGCUGAUCGGAUGCAGAAGGAAAUCACAGCCUUGGCUCCGAGCACAAUGAAGAUUAAGAUCAUAGCUCCACCAGAGAGGAAGUAUUCAGUAUGGAUCGGAGGCUCCAUUUUAGCUUCUCUGUCCACCUUCCAGCAAAUGUGGAUCAGUAAGCAGGAGUAUGAUGAGUCUGGUCCCUCUAUUGUCCAUCGCAAGUGCUUCUAACUUGCUGUAGGGUUCUUUUCAUUACCUAGGGCUUGUUCACAUUAAGGUGACUUGAAGCCUCUGCUCUUUCUCACCACUCUACGUUUGCCCAGUAUGACCUAUUACUUCCUGCCUUUUUCACACCCGUCCAUCUUAAAUUCU